AGAGAGGAUCGGUCGGCAGCCUGUGUGCUUCCCCGCAUCCUUAUAAAAUUGUAUAACAUCUCGCGCCGACCUCGGUCUGCCUCGACAUCGAGAGGCGCUUCUACCACAGCACAAUCCUUUACCAUUUGGAUCCUGUCUUUCCUUCCACCCCGGAUCUGGGCAUAAUAUGAGACUCCGAAGGGCUGCGCGUGUCAUCUUAGUUGGAGCUCCUGGCGUGGGGAAGGGCACUCAAUCAGAGAGGUUAUUACACCGCUUCCCGCAGCUCUCCGCCAUAAGCUCGGGGGAUCUCCUUCGCAAUAAUGUCAAGCAGAGAACACCACUCGGCAUCAAGGUCGAGAGCACGAUGAAAGCCGGCGGUCUGGUCUCCGACGAUUUGAUCCUGCGCCUCAUCAGCAACGAACUCAACCAGCGGGGAUGGCUGUUCUCGGGGAACAACAAGGCCAACGUCAUGACCCUAUGCUCGUCGGGGAUGGCGACUGAGGGACAGUCACUAGACGACGAUGCCGAGGUGGCGGCGUUCCUCUCCUCCCCCGCGCUCGCGCGGAACAGCUACGUCCAGCCCCGAGCAUCCGACGACCCCUCGGCCUCGUUCCUCCUCGACGGCUUCCCGCGGACGGCGACGCAGGCCGAGCGCCUGGACGCGAUCGUGCCCAUCAACCUCGCCGUGUCCAUCAACACGCCCCUCGAGGUCAUCGUGGAGCGCAUCUCGGGCCGGUGGGUGCACGAGCCGUCCGGGAGGGUCUACAACACCACGUACAACGCCCCCCAGGUGCCCGGCCGCGACGACGUCACCGGGGAGCCGCUGGUGCGCAGGUCCGACGACGACGAGGAGGUCUACCGAUCUAGGUUCCGCAAGUUCCGCGAGACCAGCGAGCCGCUGCUGGAGCACUACGCGCGCAAGGGCGUCCUGUGGGAGGUCGAGGGCAUGAGCAGCGAUGAGAUUACUCCCAAGCUCUGCCGGGAGUUCGAGAAACGAUUUGUUGAUUAGAUUGGGCGCAGGGGGGUGCGUGUUUAGGUCUGGGGCGCCAACUGCUACCUCAAUAGGGAGCAGCCUCCGUGUAUGUAUGUAUCGGCAGCGAUGCCGUAUGGGUUUGCGAUUUUGGGAGUUGGGGCACGGCGUUUUUGAGCGGCAUCAAAUCCGAGUUCACCGAGUUUGAACUCUGGCCUGCUUUGGGAGUGGCUUUAAUCGAUCAAUAUUCAUUUCCCCGUCCCCGGUCCG
Phialemonium atrogriseum is the source of this 1219-nucleotide messenger RNA. RefSeq names its product mitochondrial GTP:AMP phosphotransferase. Gene Ontology annotation, biological process: nucleobase-containing compound metabolic process. The transcript is spliced from 2 exons. Gene Ontology annotation, cellular component: mitochondrion; cytoplasm. Gene Ontology annotation, molecular function: AMP kinase activity; ATP binding. Lineage: Eukaryota; Fungi; Ascomycota; Sordariomycetes; Cephalothecales; Cephalothecaceae. The record is from RefSeq and is a predicted model, not a curated record. The coding region runs from base 167 to 988 and encodes 273 amino acids.